AUGUACACGGAUAUUGAUAGUGAUGGAAAGCCAAAAGGUCCAUUAAUUGAUUUAUUUAAGGCAAUGGGAAGCAGAGCUAAUUUCACAUACAAUUAUCAAAUUGUGACAACAAGCUAUGAUGGAACUAAGUCUCUUCAACCAGAAAACAACACGAUUCUUACGCCUCAAAUUCACUUCCAAAUUGCACCUUUCAUCUUCUCAAAUUAUGCUCCAGAGACUUAUCACUUCACGACUUUAUUCCACGAACAGAAAAUCUCAUUUGCAUUGACUGAGUCACAGCCUUACUCGUCAUUUGAGAAAUUGUCACUUCCAUUUGAUACAUUGACUUGGACAUUCUUGAUUAUUGUAUUUGUGUGUGCAUUUUCAUGCAUUCUUGUUUUUGGCAUCAUCUCAUCGAAAGUCCAAGAAUUAAUCUUUGGCAAAGAUGUUGACACACCAUCUUUAAAUGUCGUAGCAAUAUUCUUCGGAAUCUCACAGACUAAGUUGCCAUUUCGGAACUUUCCAAGAAUAAUUCUCGUGACAUUCAUCAUGUUCUGUUUGGUGCUACGAACCGCUUAUCAAGGAGUUCUAUUUGAGAUGAUUGCUGGUGAUUUGAGGAAGCCACUGCCAAAGACAUUGGAUGAUUUGCAUGAUAUGGACUACAAGAUACUUCUAUGUGAUGCGAUUUCCUUCAUUGAAGACUUGUUUCCUGAGAAACUGACAACAAGUGUUCAUCAAAUUGACAUGCUUAAUUUCACAGCACUUCUUAUUGCAAGAAAGUCGAGGCUUCAAGAUAAAACUUCCUUUUGCUUCUAUGAUGACUAUUUAAAGACCUACGACCGACAUUUUCCAUGUUCUGGUGGAUUUUUAAAUGAACAACUUUACUCAUCAUUGGGUGGAAUCAUCCUUCCACAGUUCAACUUCCUAUAUGAACUAGUCGAUGAAACUUUACAACUCCUACUUGCUGCUGGCAUCUUUCAACACUCUUUUGAAAUGCUGCAGUUUGAAGUUCAUCUUAAGUUAUUCUCAAUUUCAAUGCCAUUAAAACUUGUUGAUGUGGAAAUUUUGACACUUGAUGGUCUAUCUUAUGGAUUUACUUUGUGGAUGUUUGCUUGUAUCAUUUCUGGUAUUGCAUUUAUGCUGGAACUGACCGGGUUUUAUCUGAAAUUACAUCCAAUUGAUCGUCUAAAAGAUUUAAUUGGUGUCUUUAUAAUUUCAAGAUUCUCGUUAAGGUAUAAUGUAUAUAGAGUUUAA
Messenger RNA from Chironomus riparius, 1233 nucleotides. Lineage: Eukaryota; Metazoa; Arthropoda; Insecta; Diptera; Chironomidae. The record is from the annotation of a GenBank genome assembly.